AUGGUGGCGCUGCCGGGCCUUGGGAGCGGCCUGCAGCCCUGGUGCCCAUUGGAUCUCAGCCCCGAAUGGGUGGACGCCGUAUGGGAACUGGAUUUCACAGAGACUGAGCCUUUGGAUCCCAGCAUAGAAGCAGAAAUCCUAGAGACUGGAUUGAAUGCAUUCACAAAGCUAUAUGAAAGUGUUUUCCCCUUUGCUACUGAAGAACAUGGAUCUACAGAGAGCAUUUGGACCUUCUUCAUUGAGAACAGAAUUUCUCACAGGGCACUGGUGGCAUUGUUUUAUCACUUUGUUCAAACAGUCCAUAAGAAAAGUGUCAGUGUGCAGUAUCGACAAUAUGGCCUUCAUGCUGCUGGGCUUUAUUUUCUGCUGCUGGAAGUACCGGGCAGUGUAGCCAAUCAAGUGUUCCACCAAGUGAUGUUUGACAAAUGUAUUCUGAUUCUAAAGAAGAGCUGGCCUCAGGAAUCUAACUUGAAUCGGAAAAGAAAGAAAGAGCAGCCUAAGAACGCUGAGGCAAAUCCAAGAGGGAAUAGGAAAAGAGGAAAGCCACCCAGGAAAGAAGAUACUGAGGUGGAUGAAAUAGAACAACAGGAAGAUGAAGAAAGUAUUCAUUUUUCUGCCCGAGACCUUUGUCAAAUUCGAAAUGCCAUCUUUCACCUUUUGAAGAAUUUUUUAAGGCUGCUGUCCAAAUUUUCCCUGAAAGAAAAGCCACAGUGUAUACAAAAUUGUAUAGAAGUCUUUGUUGCAUUAACUAAUUUUGAACCAGUUCUUCAUGAAUUUCAUGUGACACAGACCAGAAACCUUAAUCAAGCAAAAUACGUACCAGAACUGGCCUAUCAUGGAUUGUAUUUGCUCUGCUCCUCCAUUCAUGGAGAAGGAGAUAAGGUUAUAGGUUGUGUUUUCCAUCAAAUGCUAAAUGUGAUAUUAAUGUUAGAAGCAGGUGAAGGAGCCCAUCGUGCUCCCCUUAGUAUUACAACAUCAGUCAUCAACAGUAGAAACCAGGCGGUCCAGUUCAUCAGCUCACUUGUGGAUGAACUAAAGGAAAAUAUAUUCCCAGUCCUUCGUAUCUUACUCCAGCACAUUUGUGCCAAGGUAACUGAUAAAUCAGAUUAUCGGACCCACGCAGCCCAGUCCCUGGUCCAGCUGCUCAGCAAACUUCCCAGCAGGGAGUAUGCUACAUUCAUUGCCUGGCUUUACAGAUAUUCACGAAGUUCCAAGAUCCCACACAGGGUUUUUACUCUAGAUGUUGUCUUAGCUCUGUUGGAACUGCCUGAAAGAGCAGUAGAUAACACUCUCUCGUUGGAGCAUCAGAAGAUCUUAAAGCAUAAGUUCUUGGUGCAGGAAAUUAUAUUUGACCGUUGUGUAGACAAGGCACCAACUGUCCGCAGCAAGGCACUGUCCAGUUUUGCACAUUGCCUGGAGGUAUCUGUUACCACUGCAUCGGAGAGCAUACUAGAACUUCUGAUUAACAGUCCUGCAGUUUCAAGAGUAGACAGCCAUCCUGGUACCUUACCGAGAAAUUCAUCAGCUUUUUCCUAUCAGAGGCAAACACUUAACCCUUCUGGAGGCUCAGGGGUGAUCAAUAUUGACAGCAGUGGUGAAACAGAUGGAGCUGGGGUGAGAUGUGUCAUGGCAAUGCUGAAAAAGAGAAUCAGGGAUGAGAAGACCAAUGUUAGGAAGUCUGCACUGCAGGUAUUAGUGAGUAUUUUGAAACACUGUGACAUCUCAGGUAUGAAAGAAGAGCUAUCACUUCUGCAGGACCAGUGUCGGGACCCUGCAGUAUCUGUCCGAAAGCAGGCCUUACAGUCUCUUACUGAACUUCUUAUGGCUCAACCUGGAUGUGUCCAGAUACAGAAAGCCUGGCUGACAGGGAUCAUCCCAGCUGUGAUGGACUGUGAGAGCACAGUGCAGGAAAAGGCUCUGGAAUGCCUUGACCAGCUCCUGUUACAGAACAUUAAGCAUUACAAUAAAUUCCACACUGGAGACAAUAGCCAGGUACUGGCUUGGGCACUUCUUACUCUCCUUAGUACAGAAAACCAGGAACUAAGCCGCUAUUUAAAUAAGGCUUUUCAUAUCUGGUCCAAGAAAGAGAAAUUCUCAUCCAGUUUUAUAAACAAUGUGAUAUCCUACACUGGCACAGAACAUUCUGCACCAGCCUGGAUGCUGCUCUCCAAGAUUGCUUGCUCAUCCCCCAAGCUGGACUACACCAAAAUAAUAGAGUCCUGGGAGAAAAUCAGCAGUCAACAGAAUCCCAAUUCAAACACCUUAGGACAUAUUCUGUGUGUUAUUGGGCAUAUUGCAAAGCAUCUUCCUAAGAGCACCCGGGACAAGGUGACUGAUGUGGUCAAGUGUAAGCUGAAUGGAUUCCAGUGGUCUCUAGAGUUGAUCAGCUCAGCUGUUGAUACUUUGCAAAGACUCUGUAGAGCAUCUGCAGAGACAUCUGUGGAAGAACAGGAAUUACUGAAGCAGGUGUGUGGGGAUGUCCUCUCCACCUGUGUGCAGUCCCUCUCCGACAUAGUUCUGAAGCAAAGAGGACCUGGGAAUAUGGAUGAAGACCUGUUUGUGAAGUACAUUUUUACCUUAGGAGAUAUAGCCCAGCUUUGUCCAGCCAGAGUGGAGAAGCGAGCAUUCCUUCUGAUUCAGUCCAUUCUAGCUUCUUCUGUUGAUGCGGAUCAUCCAACAUCAUCUCAAGGUCGCAGUGAAGCUCCAGCCUUUGAGCCACUCUCCCAAGUCAGGGGCUGUGUCAUGCCUUCUGUGAUUAGAGCACAUGCCAUCAUUACUUUGGGCAAGCUGUGCUUACAGCAUGAAGAUCUUGCAAAGAGGAGCAUCCCGGCCCUUGUGCGAGAGCUGGAAGUGUGUGAUGAUGUGGCUGUUCGCAACAAUGUUGUCAUCGUCAUGUGUGAUCUUUGUAUCCGGUACACGGUCAUGGUGGACAAGUACAUUCCCAAUAUCUCCAUGUGUCUGAAGGAUUCAGAUCCAUUCAUCCGAAAGCAAACACUCAUCUUGCUUACCAAUCUCUUGCAGGAAGAAUUUGUGAAAUGGAAGGGCUCUCUGUUCUUUCGAUUUGUCAGCACUCUGAUAGAUUCACACCCAGACAUCGCCAGUUUCGGGGAGUUUUGCCUGGCUCACCUGUUACUGAAGAGGAACCCUGUCAUGUUCUUCCAGCACUUCAUUGAGUGUAUCUUCCACUUCAAUAACUACGAGAAGCAUGAGAAGUAUAACAAGUUCCCCCAGUCCGAGAGAGAGAAACGGCUGUUUUCACUGAAGGGAAAGACAAACAAGCAGAAACGAAUGAAAAUCUACAAAUUUCUUCUGGAGCACUUCACAGAUGAACAGCGAUUCAAUAUCACUUCCAAAAUCUGUCUUAGUAUUUUGGCAUCCUUUGCCGACGGCAUCCUGCCCCUAGACAUGGAAGCCAGUGAAUUGCUCUCAGAUACAUUUGAGGUCCUCAGCUCAAAGGAGAUCAAGCUUUUGGCCAUGAGAUCUAAAGCAGAUAAGGACCUCCUUAUGGAAGAAGAUGACACGGCCUUGGCCAGUGCGGUCAUGCAGGAAGCUCAGAAGCAGCUCAUCUCGCAAGUUCAGAAGAAGAAUUUCAUAGAAAAUAUUAUUCCAAUUAUCAUCUCCCUGAAGACCGUGCUAGAGAAAAAUAAGAUCCCAGCUUUGCGGGAACUCAUGACCUAUCUCAGGGAGGUGAUGCAGGAUUACCGUGACGAAAUCAAGGAUUGCUUUGCGCUAGACCGGCAGCUGGCAUCAGAACUCGAGUACGACAUCAAGAAGUACAGCGAGCAGCAAGCCCAGGAGCAGGGCCGAGCGAGGCAGGCAGAUGUGAGUGCGGCAGCUUCCAGGGCCAGGGGGACACAGCACAAGUCGUGUGUGACCCUCCUCUCUCCAGUUUCUCCGAGUUUAGAAGUAAUGCCAGCUGUUGGUGGCCGGGAAGGUGCCACUGUGCCCGCUGCUGCGAGCCAGCCCUCAACACCCAGGGCGCUUGCUGGCCAAGCACCGCCUCUGUCCCCUGCCCUGGAGACUGGGCUAUUGAAGAGGUUCAUGCCCAAAGGCAGGCCCAUGUCCCUGAGCACCAUUGCGAUCCUGAAUUCUGUCAAGAAAGCUGUGGAGUCCAGUAGCAGGCACCAGAGUCGGAGCACAGGAGUGUUGCCAUUCCCGUUAAGCUCUCAGAGCCUGGACAAAAUGUGCCAUCGUGCAACCUCCUACAGCUUGGAGCAGGAGUCCAGUGGAGCUGUGGACCACGUAACUAAACGAGCGAUCAGUACUCCUGAGAGGACCAUCAAUGAUGUCACAUUUGGAGCAGGAGUCAGCUACAUAGGCACCCCACGGACACCUUCUUCAACCAAAGAGAAAAUUGAAGCCCAGUGUCAAGGAAAUGACAUUUUAUGUUUAUCGCUUCCUGAUAAACCGCCUCCACAGCCUCAGCAGUGGAAUGUGAAGUCCCCAGCCAGAAAUAAAGAUAACCCAGCCCCCAGCAGGAGGUCACUCCGAAAGACCCCCCUGAAAACAGCCAACUAAAACCGUCGUUCGGGAGUGUCUGGGAAGCAAGAGCUCUAAGGACAUAUUGUCUCCUGCCUGUGGAAAGACAGAGUCCACCUUCCUUACCCCCAGGGAGGAGGAGGCUUUUAACUGUGUGAUACCAGAGUUUUUUCUUAUGACUGUGGCACUCUGACUGUUCACCUGUGUGGUGAACAACAUUUUACAUUUCUCUUUAUGCAAUAUGUGGUUAAAAAAAAAAAAGAAAAAAUUGUAAUAUAA
Neomonachus schauinslandi (Hawaiian monk seal) is the source of this 4758-nucleotide messenger RNA. RefSeq names its product non-SMC condensin II complex subunit D3 (gene NCAPD3). The coding region runs from base 1 to 4518 and encodes 1505 amino acids. Gene Ontology annotation, molecular function: histone binding. NCBI's taxonomy places the organism in Eukaryota, Metazoa, Chordata, Mammalia, Carnivora, Phocidae. The transcript has 35 exons. The record is from RefSeq and is a predicted model, not a curated record. Gene Ontology annotation, biological process: meiotic chromosome condensation; mitotic chromosome condensation. Gene Ontology annotation, cellular component: condensin complex; condensed chromosome, centromeric region.